AGGCUCUCAAGGUGGCUCGCCUGCUUCAUCGCCGCCUGGCUAAGCCUCCGGCUGCUCCAGUCGAAGCAGAGCCCGAGCUUUACCAGCACCGCGGCCGAGCCCGGGUCCGAUGAGCUCCCAGGCCACCUGGCUUCCAAGCCCGUCCGGUACGCCGGACGGACCCUCGAUCUGACGCUCUUCGCCGUCACGCGCGCGCUCGAUGUCAUCGCCGGCGAGCUGUGGCACCGCCGCAGGCUCCGCCGGCAGGCCGCCGGCCAGUGGACGCCCGUCGAGGCCGCCAUCUCCCGGCUCACCGACCCGGCCGUCUUCGCCCUCUCCAGCGGCAUCGUCAUGUGGACGUGGAUCUACCAGCCGUCGCGCCUGCCGCGCGCCUACGACAAGUGGAUCCGCUCCGCCGCCGCCGUCGACGAGCGACUGCUCGAGGCGCUCCGCCGGUGCCGCGCCGGCGAGCUGGUCUAUGGCCGCGACACCGGCCAGGCCCCGCUGCUCGGCGCCAUGUGCGCCGACUACGGCUGGCCGCGCGAGUGGGGAGAUCCGGCCCGGUCGAUCCCCUUCCCCUGCGAGAUGGUGCACAUGGGCUGCGGCCCGUCGUGCGAGCGCCACGCCGCCUCGCGCUUCCUCCGCUCCUUCCGCUGGGCCCUGACCAGCUACCUGCCCAUCGCGCUCGUGCUCGCCGCGUCGCGCAGCAGCAGCAGUAGCACCAGCAGAACCAGCAGCAGAACCAGCAACAGCCUCCGCGCGCUGCGCCACGCGCUGCUCUCGGCCGCCCGCUCCUCCACCUUCCUCGGCGCCUUCAUCGCGCUGUUCUACUACGGCGUGUGCCUGGCGCGCACGCGGCUCGGGCCGCGCGUGCUGGGCUCCCACCCGGGCGCGCGCCAGCGCAUCGACGGCGGCGCGUGCGUCGCGGCCGGCUGCGCGCUCUGCGGCUGGAGCAUCCUGCUCGAGAGCGCCCGCCGCCGCGGCGACGUCGCGCUGUUCGUCGCUCCCCGCGCGCUCGCCGCCCUGCUGCCCCGCCGCUACAACGCCGACAUGCAGUGGCGCGAGACGCUCGCCUUCGCCGCCAGCACCGCUGUCGUCUUCGCCUGCGCGCUCGAGAACCCCCGCCGCGUCCGCGGGUUGAUCGGCGCGCUGCUCGGUGUCGUGCUG
This is a messenger RNA of Thermothielavioides terrestris NRRL 8126, 1146 nucleotides long. RefSeq lists its product as uncharacterized. The transcript has a single exon. The annotation marks the transcript as partial. The record is from RefSeq and is a predicted model, not a curated record. NCBI's taxonomy places the organism in Eukaryota, Fungi, Ascomycota, Sordariomycetes, Sordariales, Chaetomiaceae.